Photinus pyralis (common eastern firefly) is the source of this 855-nucleotide messenger RNA. RefSeq lists its product as uncharacterized. The record is from RefSeq and is a predicted model, not a curated record. The transcript is spliced from 5 exons. The coding region runs from base 1 to 798 and encodes 265 amino acids. Lineage: Eukaryota; Metazoa; Arthropoda; Insecta; Coleoptera; Lampyridae.
AUGAACUGGAUGCACUCGCACGGUACGGUCGGAAAUUUACUUCAAGUGCUACAUUUACUAAAAAUACACAAAUCUGCGGUUAUAAAUUUACUGCUAUAUGCCACGGAAGAUCACACGGAUUCAGCUGCUGAUGUCGAGGCUGCUGUGCACGAUAAUCCCACUGAAGGUUACACAGAACCAACUUCGCCACAAAGCGGAUACGAUACUGAUGAUUUAUGCCGUUGGUCCUUUGAAGGAGUAACUUUGUUGUUAAACCUGUAUGGAGAAAAACAGGAUGUAUUAGUGAAGGGGAAGGUGAAACAAAAAGCUUUUUGGAAUAGUAUUGCCGAAUUAAUGGCUAAACAUGGUUAUACGUACACUGCCAGUCAGUGUAAGACAAAACUUGCAACUUUGAAAAGGCAAUAUAAAAAGGUCAAGGACCAUAAUAAAGUAUCGGGAAAUGAUAGAAAAGAUUGGCCGUAUUUGGAAGCAAUGGAUGAAAUAUUUUCUUCUCAACCAUGGUUAGUACCAGUUUCUUUAGCCAGUAGUAGUAGUGCGAGCGUAAAUAGUGCUGCCAGUAGUAGCUCUACCAGUACAUCAAUUACACCUUCUACCUCAGCAACAUGUGCAAUAGCGAACAAAAAUUCACCAAAAACGGAGGGGAAGAAAAAACAAUCACCAAAAAAGAAUAGAAAAUUGGUGGACAUUUUAAACAAGUUGCGAGAAGAUAAAGAAAAGCAUCAUAAAGAAAGAAUGGAGAAAAGUACAGAAGCAUUAAGUUUAUUACGCACACUUGUUGAUAACAUUUCGAAAAAGUAAUGAUACUAAUACCUAAUUAUUUUUAUUAAUGUAUAAUAAAUUUAUUUUCAUUCGUAU